CUAACAUCCUCUAUACUCAUUGGACACGCCUUCUGCAGCUAAAAAUGAAGUCAGAAUAAAAACCCUAACAUACUCCCGACAUUUCCCCCCGAGAAAGCUUCUUCCAUCGAUCCUAUCUUAAUGGAAACCGAAAUACCGAGUUCAGAGUCAGUCGAGCAGAAGGCAGAAGCUCUCGCAUCUCUCAUUUCUGGGCCCUUAUCCUCCUCGGCCUCCAGACUCCUCAGUCGUUCACGCAACAUUCCUUACGGGAAGGAUUUCCAUUUCUAUAAUAACUUCGACGAGUUCAAGCUCCCGGCGAGGGGUAUCGCUUCCACGGCCGAGUCUUCGCUUGGGGUUAUUGCUUCUUCGUUGUCUUUAUGGGGUGAUAGGAAAUCGCCGCCUAUUCCCAACGAGCUGGAUGAAGCUUAUGAAUGGCUUGUGAACCUGAACGAUGAUUUUCUUGAGAGGUUUGGGGUCGCUAUGGAUGAUUUCAGGAGUUUGAGGGAGAAACAGGAGCGGAAGGUUGGGGCGGUGGAUUCGGGAGAUGGGUUUCAGCUGGUUUGUGGGAGGAAGAAAAAAAGGGAGGUUGUGCAGAAACAGGAAGGGGAGCUGGGGUUCUCUGCUUCUUCGGAGAUCAAGAUGGUUUCCAGGGACAAGAAGACAACGGCUGCGAGAGCCAAAGUGCCAUUUCACUUGCCGAAUAUUCCAAAACCGCAGUUGGAGUUUAAAAUAUUAGUGAACAACAAUAAUACUCCGUUCGAACAUGUUUGGUUGGAGAGGAGCGAGGACGACAGCCGGUUUAUGCAUCCCUUGGAGAAGCUCUCUGUGCUUGAUUUUAUUGAUAAAGAUAUUGGUUCAGAUGAAAUAACAAAGCCACUUUCUCUAGAAAGCACUCCAUUUAAACUUAUUGAGGGAGUGAAGGAGUUGAAGGAACUGGCUGCUAAAUUACGUGUGGCAAAUGAAUUUGCGGUUGAUUUGGAGCACAAUCAGUAUCGAUCAUUUCUUGGACUGACUUGUUUGAUGCAAAUUUCUACUAGAACAGAGGAUUUCAUAGUGGACACACUUAAACUGCGGGUUCAUGUUGGCCCAUACCUGAGAGAAGUCUUUAAAGAUCCAUUGAAGAGAAAGGUCAUGCAUGGGGCUGAUCGUGAUAUAAUUUGGCUUCAACGGGACUUUGGCAUAUAUGUCUGUAACCUUUUUGACACUGGGCAGGCUUCAAGGUUACUGCAGCUGGAAAGAAAUAGCCUUGAGUACCUUUUACGCCACUUUUGUGAUGUUGAAGCUAAUAAAGAAUAUCAAAAUGCAGAUUGGAGACUAAGGCCUUUACCUGAUGAAAUGAUCAAGUAUGCCCGAGAAGAUACACAUUAUCUACUGCACAUCUAUGAUUUGAUGAGAAGCAGGUUGCUUUCAUUAUCCUCUGAUGAAAAUGAUCUUCUUUUAGAGGUUUACAAGCGCAGCUCUGAAAUUUGUAUACAACUCUAUGAGAAGGAAGUUUUAACAGAUACUUCAUAUCUCCAUAUAUAUGGGUUGUCUGAAGCUGAUUUUGAUGCAAAGCAACUUGCUAUUGUUGCUGGUUUAUGUGAAUGGAGGGAUAAAGUCGCUCGUGAAGAGGAUGAAAGUACUGGAUAUAUAUUACCAAACAAAGCUGUUCUUGAGAUUGCUAGACAAAUGCCUCAAUCAUCUGGAAGCUUACGUCGGUUAGUCAAAUCAAAGCACCAUUAUGUUGAGCGCCACCUCAAUGCUGUCUUGAGGAUUAUUAAGAAUGCAAUUUCUAAUUCUUCUGCUUUUGAGAGCAUUGCUGAAGAGAUAAGAAAGGGGCGUGCUGAAGCUUUAGCAAUGCAAAUUUCAGAAGCUGAGAACUCAGAAUCUGUUAAUCCUAAUGAGCAUGCUAUGGACUGCACAGCUGCUGAAGGAGUUGGUAAAAGUUCCAAUAAAUUGGAUAUACUAUCGGGGGCUGACAAUAUAAAUCCUACAAGCAUGAAUCAGUCCCUUGGUCAAAUCACUUCGGUUAGCAGACUUCAGGGAGAGAAGAAAAUUCCAGAGUUGUCAUUAUUAGAAAUUAGCUAUUCAUCCAAAAAUGUUGAUGCAGUUGAAACAGUUAAGAGGGACAUGAUUGACAAUGAAGCUGCUUCAUCUUCCCAACCAACCAAAGAUGGUACACCAACAGCUUCUGUUCAGGUAAUGAAAAAGCCAGCAUGCGCUUUUGGAGCUUUGUUUGGAAACACUUCGAGGAAGAAAACAAAACCUUUGAAAGGGAAUGAUUCAGAGCUGGAGAAGAACGAGAAAAAGGUGGAGCAGAUCAAAGCUUCCGUGAUCCUCCCAUUCUAUUCCUUUCCCAGCAAAGAAACCAUCCCUGAACCAACUCCUACAGACAAGAACAUUGCUCCCACACAAACUGUGCAAAGCCCAGAUCAGCACUCACUAACUGCCACAUUGGAAGAAGUAAUCCCAUUAGAAAACAGCAUGGACAGCUCCGAGUCGCCACCCAAAAGCCCCGAAAACGUUGACGUCAUCAAUAGCAAUGCUGAAAUCUCUAAAGCAGAUGCCCACGCAACAGAACCGCUCAUGUCUCUCUCUGAUCUCCAUUCCGGAUUUCAGCAGAUGUCCCAACACGCCCAUGAGAAGAGUGGCUUGCGAGGGAACAGUUGGUCUUCUUCGCAAAUUUCGCCAUUCGACUAUGCGGCAGCAAGAAGAUCUAUGAAAUUUGGUGAGGAAAAUGGAGGGGAAGAUGAUGGUAGCACGAGCGAUGGGGUUCUUAUGGCUUCAAGAAGUGCGAAGAAGAAGGUUUUUCCAUCGAGCGGGGAGCAAAGGGAGGGGGGAGGACAGCCUCGGCGGCGGCAAGCAUUUCCUCCUUCCGGCAACAGAAGCACCACUUACCGUUGCUGAGAGGUUUGUUAUGGUCUCAAGGGUUUUGAGAAUUGGGAGGGGUAGUCUGUUAUUAAUGCUUUGGCUAAACCUGAGGUUGAAUUUUCUUUUCUUUUCUUAAUCUUUGGCUAAUUGGAUUUUAUGCCUUGGCUAUUGUUUGGAGAAGUUUUGUGCAUGAGCCCUUACAAAUGAAAUUUAUAGCUAUUGAUGGGAGAAA
Phalaenopsis equestris is the source of this 3061-nucleotide messenger RNA. RefSeq names its product protein RRP6-like 2. Gene Ontology annotation, molecular function: nucleic acid binding; 3'-5'-RNA exonuclease activity; nucleotide binding. Gene Ontology annotation, biological process: nuclear polyadenylation-dependent snRNA catabolic process; nuclear polyadenylation-dependent antisense transcript catabolic process; nuclear polyadenylation-dependent snoRNA catabolic process. The transcript has 14 exons. Gene Ontology annotation, cellular component: nuclear exosome (RNase complex); nucleolus. The record is from RefSeq and is a predicted model, not a curated record. Lineage: Eukaryota; Viridiplantae; Streptophyta; Magnoliopsida; Asparagales; Orchidaceae. The coding region runs from base 121 to 2865 and encodes 914 amino acids.